This is a messenger RNA of Lipotes vexillifer (Yangtze River dolphin), 1404 nucleotides long. RefSeq names its product chromosome unknown C9orf43 homolog (gene CUNH9orf43). The coding region runs from base 40 to 1404 and encodes 454 amino acids. NCBI's taxonomy places the organism in Eukaryota, Metazoa, Chordata, Mammalia, Artiodactyla, Lipotidae. The record is from RefSeq and is a predicted model, not a curated record. The transcript is spliced from 13 exons.
AGCUGCAAGAUUGGCUUUUGUCCCAAACCAUUUGUAGCUAUGGACUUGCCAGAUAAAAGCCAGUGGGAUGAAACUACCUGUGACCUGGCUGUUUGUCAGCAUCCACAAUGCUGGGCAACUCUCCGCCAAAUUGAGAGGGGCCACCCUCGAAUUCUGGACUCCUCCCGCAAAUCUCCUCUGGAUGCUGAAGACAGGCUCCCAGUGCUCACCAUUGUAAACAUCGCAGAUUCCUGCUUCCAGGCCAAGAGACUUGCUUGUGGUCAUUCAUCAGGAUUUACCUUCCCCAAGGCUCACUCUUUAUUGUCGCAACGUUCAAAGUUUUACUCCAAAUUUCAACGCAGGUCUUGGAAGGAGUUACCUGACAGAGACUUAAUACACCGUACUAACAGGUCUCCCAAACUAUCAGUGCUAAAUUUGAAUGAGACACAACUUCCUUGUCCUCAAGAUGUAGGAAAUAUGGAUGUAAUCUGGAUCCCAGAGAAGCAUAUGAGUCCAGAUGAGAAGAAGCGUAUUAUUCGCAGCCAGGAUGGGGAGAUGAAAAGAAAGAAAUCUACAGGGAAACACAAGUCAUCUCGGGACGCAGAAGCACAGUUGGGACUUCCAGGGAUGAUUGUGCCUCCUCCCUCCCCAGUACACUUGUUUGAAGAACUAAGUUCAGAAUGCGUACCUUUAUGGAACCAGUAUGACAUGUUACCUCAGGAUCUACUGAAGGACCUCUUGCUGGAUAAAGGGAAAACCAUACCUUAUCUGGAGAUGCAGACACAGUUGGCCAUGAUGAAAAAGAAACCUCCCCUGGUAAAGAGCCGACCUGACAGUGCCAUUUCUGCUAAGAUGUAUUUAUCUGUACACUGCCUCACCCUGCAAAGACCAGCAUUGAGAUAUCCUGAGCAUUUGAAGAAACUAUAUUACAACCUGACAACAGAAGGUUACAGGAAGCAGCAGUGGCAGCAGCAGAGGAAGCUGAAGACAGCUACUGGGAAACAGGAGGCUAAAAAGAAAUCCAAGAGUGAACCAGGGAGCCACAACACCUCGCAUAAACGUUCAGGUCACCGAACUCUACCAGGUUGGGAAAGUGACAAAAAACAGCAGCAGCAGAUGAAGCUAGAAGGCCCCACUUUGAAACAGGAUUCCACAGAGAGACCACAGAUGGACUGCACUAAGAAAAACCUGGAUUCCUUCCCCGGUAGGAAGAGUCCUGAAUUAUCCACAAUAGAAUGCGCUAACAAGGACAUCAGGACUCAGAUGGAGAUUUUGCUGGAAGCCCAAGAGAGGACCCCAAACAGUACUUCUAGAACAGGCUGGAACCCUGAGCUCAAACUGCUGAGGAUUCUUCAGGACACUGAUGAAGAGGAUGAGGAGAACCAACCCUCUGGGGCACGGAGUGAAGAGUCUCUGGAGGCAUAG